Malania oleifera is the source of this 805-nucleotide messenger RNA. RefSeq names its product lachrymatory-factor synthase-like. NCBI's taxonomy places the organism in Eukaryota, Viridiplantae, Streptophyta, Magnoliopsida, Santalales, Ximeniaceae. Bases 140 to 646 code for a protein of 168 amino acids. The record is from RefSeq and is a predicted model, not a curated record. The transcript has a single exon.
ACCAUUAUUUUAUUAUUCCCUUCAUCAAAUUUAGUGGUGACCAAAACUCUUCCACUGUUUGUCUCUAUUAUAUCAUUUCGUGCGCACCUCUUCCUCUCCAAACAAUUUCUCCCACUCUCUCUCUGUCUCUCUCUCUCUCAUGGCUGAAGAAAAACAAACAGAAGCGAAGUGGCAAAGGAAGGCCACAGUGAAGCUCAACGGCCUAACACCCGACCAAGUAUGGCCUCUCGUAUCCGACUUCUGUGCCUUGGACAAAUGGGUUGCCAGCCUCGACACGUGCCGCCACGUGGACGGCGUGCCUGGACAGCUGGGCCUGGUCCGCUACUGCGCUUCCACCGCGCAGCCAACCUCCAACGGCGGCGAUGGGCCCACGAUCAUCUGGGCUAAGGAGAAGCUGGUGGCGAUUGACCCCAUCGGACGGUCUCUGAGCUACGAGGUCAUUGACAAUAACAUGGGCAUCAAGUCAUACGUGGGCACCAUGAAGGUAUUGGCAACGGACGGUUCAGAUGCCGGGGGAGGGUGCCAGAUUGAGUGGUCCUUCGUGGCGGAUCCGAUCCAAGGGUGGAGUUUGGAGGAUUUCGCUGCUUACAUUAACUCUGCUCUCCAAUCCAUGGGAAAGAGGAUGGAAGAAGCUCUCCGGUCUUAAUCUACUCACCACGAUUGUCGAUUAGGGUAAUAUUAUUAUAUGUUAUGUAUUAUGCUAAUGUAUUUGGAGUCGGUUUCUUUUAUUUUUUUUUGCUUUUUUUUUUUUAGGUGUGGUGAAUUAUGCAUUUGAACUUUUAAUAAAGUACUAUAUAUUUAUAUA